AUGUAUAGCCAUGUAUACCCAUGUAAUGCCAUGUAUUGCCAUGUAUUACCAUGUAUAGCCAUGUACAGCCAUGUAUUACCAUGUAUUACUAUGUAUUACCAUGUAUGGCCAUGUAUUCCCAUGAAUACCCAUGUAUAACCAUGUAUUACCAUGUAUACCCAUGUACAGCCAUUUACACGAAUGUAUAGCCAUGUAUUGCCAUGUAUAGCCAUGUAUAGCCAUGUAAUACCAUGUAAAGCCAUGUAUAGCUAUGUAUAGCCAUGUAUUACUAUGUAUUACCAUGUAUCGCCAUCUAUUACCAUGUAUAGCCAUGUAUAUAGCCAUGUAUUACCAUGUAUUACCAUGUACUGCCAUGUACAGCCAUGUAUUACUAUGUAUUACCAUGUAUCGCCAUGUAUUACCAUGUAUAGCCAUGUAUACCCAUGUAAUGCCAUGUAUUGCCAUGUAUUACCACGUAUAGCCAUGUAUACCCAUGUAAUGCCAUAUAUUACCAUGUAUACCCAUGUAUAGCCAUGUAUAGCCAUGUGUUACUAUAUAUUGCCAUGUAUAGCCAGUUAUUACCAUGUAUUGCCAUGUAUUACCAUGUAUAGCCACGUAUUACCAUGUAUUACCAUGUAUUGCCAUGUAUAGCCAUGUAUUACUAUGUAUUGCCAUGUAUAGCCAUGUAUUACCAUGUAUUGCCAUGUAUCACCAUGUAUAGCCAUGUAUUACCAUGUAUAGGCAUAUAUAGCCAUGUAUUCCCAUGUAUUACUAUGUAUUACCAUGUAUCGCCAUGUAUUACCAUGUAUAGCUAUGUAUUGCCAUAUAGCGCCAUGUAUUACCAUAUAUUACCAUUUAUAGCCAUGUAUUACCAUGUAGAACCAUGUAUUACCAUGUAUCGCCAUGUAUUACUAUGUAUAGCCAUGUAUAGCCAUGUAUACCCAUGUAAUACCAUGUACAGCCAUGUAUUACUAUGUAUUACUAUGUAUUACCAUGUAAAGCAAUUUAUAGCCAUGUAUACCCAUGUAAUGCCAUGUAUAGCCAUGUAUAGCCAUGUAUACCCAUGUAAUACCAUGUACAGCCAUGUAUUACUAUGUAUUACUAUGUAUUACCCAUGUAAGGCCAUGUAUAGCCAUGUAUAGCCAUGUAUUACUAUGUAUUACCAUUUAUCGCCAUGUAUUACCAUGUAUAGCCAUGUAUACCCAUGUAAUGCCAUAUAUUACCAUGUAUACCCAUGUAUAGCCAUGUGUUACUAUAUAUUGCCAUGUAUAGCCAGUUAUUACCAUGUAUUGCCAUGUAUUACUAUGUAUAGCCACGUA
Molecule: messenger RNA, 1298 nt
Organism: Porites evermanni
Lineage: Eukaryota; Metazoa; Cnidaria; Anthozoa; Scleractinia; Poritidae
Source: the annotation of a GenBank genome assembly